Molecule: messenger RNA, 491 nt
Organism: Caenorhabditis elegans
Lineage: Eukaryota; Metazoa; Nematoda; Chromadorea; Rhabditida; Rhabditidae
Gene: Y105C5B.5
Product: DUF4440 domain-containing protein
Exons: 3
Coding region: 43-426 (127 amino acids)
Source: RefSeq, marked reviewed
CAGUUCUUUUUGAUUUUCUGGUCAGAAGAAUAAGUUGAAAUUAUGUCCUACACAGCUCACGAAGCUCAAGCCGCCUUGGCUCCUCAAUUCGAUGCUUACAGUAAGGCAAUUGAGGGUUCGGACUGGGAUACGGUAGCCACAUUUUAUCACCCGAAUGGAGUGAUUGUGCAGAAGGGAAAGGAGGCGUUUUAUGGAAAAGAUGCAAUAAAAGCGGAAUUGCUCAAAUUUUCGGAGGCAACCGGCAGAUCAACUUCCUCAUUUUCCAAUCAAAAGUACGAGGGAGCUGGUGACUAUCUGAUUAUCACUGCUGAUUUUUCUUCGGAAACUGAAAAAGCUGGAACUGUUAAAGGAAAAUUUGUGCAGAUUUGGAAGAAAGAAGGAGAUAGACAUUUGAUUUAUCAUGAUGAAUUUGAAGUUAAUCCAUAGAGUUUAUUUUUUGAAUUUUGAUUCAAUUUUCAUAGAUUUUUUUUGUAAUAAAAUUUACCAUUAUA